GUACCGCCGUACAUCUCAAGCGCUUGAAACCUAGUGGGAAAUUAUCCGUAAUCUUUGGCUGAAGCCCUUGCGAGCGGCGGUGGACGCAUAGCCAUGACCGAACGUGAGAGAGACAGAGAGCGAGAGCGGGAUAGGAAAAGAGUCCGCGAGGAGCGCUACCGUGACCGGAAAGAGCGUUCUCCGUCCCCUUCGCGUUCCUAUACACCUGAACGUGUCCGUUCCAGUAGAGCCCAUUCCCGAACUCGCUCCCCGUCUACCGACCGCCAUCGUUUCCGCCGUCGUUCUACUUCCCACUCGCGCUCUCCCGAACGUCACCACCGCAGCAGCAGGAAUCACCACCACCAUGGACACCGCACUCUUAAUCCCGAAAGUCCUCCCAGAAAACGCCACAAAGAUGAUGGUGAAAGGGAUAGAGAUGGGAAUCGGGUCAGGCAAAUGGAUGUUUCGGAUUUUGUUGAUGGGAUAGCCAAGGAGCACAAGCAGAAGCAGGAGGGUGAUGCAGAGACGAUUGAUGAAGAUGAAAUUGAGAUGAUGAAGAAAUUAGGGAUUCCUGUAGGGUUCGAUUCCACUAAGGGAAAAUCUGUUGCUGGGAACGAUGUGGGCGCUGUGAGGAAAGUGACCAAAAGGCAGCCUAGACAGUACAUGAAUCGGCGUGGUGGAUUCAAUCGACCCUUGCCUGCUGAACUCAAUCGCUGAUCCCAGGUAUAUUAUUAAUUGAAGAGGGUGGAUUCAGGCACAAUAUAUGUUUAUUGUACCUUACAUGGGAUAAAAGUGAAUGUUCUAUUAGAAGAAUCAAAUCUUUAGAGGAUGUGAUUGUUGAAGAAUCAAGAUGUCCCAACUCCCAAGAGCCUCUAUAGAUUGUGUAAUGAGAUGUCUGAUCACGAUAGCAACAUUAGCUUGAAUUGUCCCUUGAACAAAGAGCAAUUCAUAAUGUCACUAUAUUAAUGCAGUUGUUUUUUGCUAUAUUUUAAUUUCCUAUGUAAUGAUAUGUACUUUGUAAACAUGUUGAUGCAAUCAAUACAUCUUUCUUUUUGUUCAAUGUAUGAGAUGUCUAUGUAUUAUAUGU
Messenger RNA from Cuscuta epithymum, 1066 nucleotides. The record is from the annotation of a GenBank genome assembly. NCBI's taxonomy places the organism in Eukaryota, Viridiplantae, Streptophyta, Magnoliopsida, Solanales, Convolvulaceae.